AUGACUAUGGAUGUCGACAAGCUCAGCACAUUGGAAAUGAUUGACCCGCGCCCGUUGCCCCCGUGGCGGUCGGACGCCUUUACGGAGAUCGAGCUCGAACACGACCGGGAAACAGUGAGAGAACGAGCAGAAAUUGCGAGGAACACACCGAAUAUUGUCGUCUACUCGGACGCUUCCGGAUGCGAGGGUCAUCUGGGCGCUGCCAUCGUCGCACUCAAUGAUGGCGAUGAGGUGAUGGACAUCUUCUACGCGGUCAACAUGGUGUUCAAGUUAGCUCACCAACGCCCGAUCAUCGGAAACAGUAGUCACGCAACCGCCACUAUUCUCUGUGAUAGCAAAUCGGCCCUGCAAGCAAUUCAAAACGCGAAAAAUAAACCGGGCCAGCGAAUCGGCCAUGCAACCCUCCAUGCAGCCACCGAGGUCCAAGCAAAAUCUAUGACGCUCCGCCUCCAGUGGAUGCCAGGGCAUUGUGAAAACAUCGGCAACGAUGCGGCGGAUCCACUCGCUAAGGAAGCUGCACAACCGGGCAAAACCCACCAUUUUCGGCCGCUACUGUCAAAGGAAAACGCACAUAUUCGCAAUAAGAUUCAUGCUCAGUGGGGACAAGAAUGGAAGUCAAGCACCAAGGGCUCACACCUACAGAAGAUUGACAACACGCUACCGUUGCGGUACACCAGAAAACUCUAUGGGAAUUUACCCAGGAACCGAGCGUAUUUGCUGACACGGCUACGCACGGGCCACAACUGGCUAUCUUGCUACCGAAAAAAGAUUGGCUACAGCGAUGAUGAUCGUUGUGAGUGCGGCGCGCAGGAGACAGCACGCCACGUUUUGAUGGAAUACCCGAGGCUACGAGAGCCGCGAGCGGAAUUGAGAAGACAAGUCGAGGACGCGCUCAACAGUGUAUCGAGUCUGCUGGGAGGCUCAAAUGAAGGCGAGAAAGGUAAACUAGACACCUUCUCGCGAGCCAAGACAGUACGAGCUGUACUGGCCUUCGCCGAGGCGUCACAGAGGUUUCGCAGUCGUGCGUCAUAG
This is a messenger RNA of Penicillium waksmanii, 1032 nucleotides long. RefSeq names its product ribonuclease H family protein. Gene Ontology annotation, biological process: DNA replication, removal of RNA primer. Lineage: Eukaryota; Fungi; Ascomycota; Eurotiomycetes; Eurotiales; Aspergillaceae. The transcript is spliced from 2 exons. The coding region runs from base 1 to 1032 and encodes 343 amino acids. Gene Ontology annotation, molecular function: nucleic acid binding; RNA-DNA hybrid ribonuclease activity. The record is from RefSeq and is a predicted model, not a curated record.